Molecule: messenger RNA, 663 nt
Organism: Aureobasidium subglaciale EXF-2481
Lineage: Eukaryota; Fungi; Ascomycota; Dothideomycetes; Dothideales; Saccotheciaceae
Exons: 3
Coding region: 1-663 (220 amino acids)
Source: RefSeq, a predicted model, not a curated record
AUGGCCGAAGGAGAAGACCAGUCGCCAAUGCGCAAGAAGGCACGUGGAGAUGCCCCCCUCGACUCUCAGGACACACCCCCCACUGGUGUCAAGCGUGAAUACAGCUCGAUGAACGAUGAAGAAGCUCGUGUUACUCCUACAAUUCCUGGAGAUCCUGGCCAGAUCGCUCCGCUGGCUUCGCCAGAGCCUGCAAGACAUCUUGACCCGCUCCAAGCUGCGUUCGCAGAACCCCCUGGUGAUGUCGGAGUGGCACAGCUACAGGCUAUGCCUCCAACACCCGACCACAAUGCCCCUCGCAUGGCCCAGCCUGAGCCUCAGAGACCCGCAUUCGUGGCCGUCCCAAGCAGUAAUCUCAUCAUCCAUCAGGCUCAGAGCCACCUCGGCUACCGCUGGGUUCCACAAGCACAAGCACGAGGUUGGGACCCCGAUCGAAACAUUCACGUCACCAUCACCAACAUGAACCCAACUUCGAACUUCGCCACAUACACGGCUCGAUCAUCCCGCUCUAUGAACGGCCUUCUGCAUCAUUUCAGCGCCGUCGUUGAUGAUCUUCAAUUGGAAGUAACGAGUCUCAACAUGACCACAAGUACCUUCUUUGCUGUGAUCUGGACUCCUGCAAGUUGGGAACGGCUCGAGCUUUCCAUCCGCUUUUUCAUUUCCUGA